Symbiodinium necroappetens is the source of this 267-nucleotide messenger RNA. The record is from the annotation of a GenBank genome assembly. NCBI's taxonomy places the organism in Eukaryota, Dinophyceae, Suessiales, Symbiodiniaceae.
GUGCCCGCCGAAGUGGCCACGAGUCGGGCUUUCCCCUGAAGUCGCAUGCGACACCACCGGUAACGCUUGAGGCCAUCGAGGCACAAAUGCACGAAAUCGAGAACGAUUUCAGGAGGAUGGGGCGGCCUGGGCGUAGUGUUUUCGGCCUGCCCUUCAAUGAGCCGUACAAAGACUACAGCCUCAUCUGGGAUGCCAUCUACCAGUCUCGCAUCUUGGAGCUGGGUGGAGACCAGGUCAGGAUCUUUCCUUAUGCCGCAGGGGUGCUGA